CCGGGGGGCCUGCGAAGCACGGCGGCGCGCAGACGGCGCUCAGGGCGUGGGAGAGAAGCCCGGACGCUGCCCGGACGGCGCGUCCCACCGCGGGAGCCCACGUAGUGCGUGCAGCAAGGCCUCCUCUAUGUGAACACACACACCAGGCACACAUUUCCCCCAUUUUCAUUAAAAGCGCAGGAAGUCAGGAGUGCAAGUCCUGAUGCCAGCUUGGCUACCACUGAAAGGGUCAGCUCUGGAGCCCAGGCUGAGGCCAGCCAGCCCUGAGCCUUAGGCCGGGGAAUGGCAUCCCUCCAGGGGUCCCAGGACCAGGCCUCUGGGGAGGGAGAAGGACUUGUGAUUGUGAAGGUGGAAGAUUCCUCCUGGGAGCAGGUAUCUGCCCAGCCAGAGGACAGCAGGGAUUUGGAGGCCUGCCGCCAGCGCUUUCGUCAGUUCUGUUAUGAGGAUGUGGGAAGGCCGCACGAGGCCUUCAGCCAGCUCUGGGAACUGUGCUGCCGCUGGCUGCGGCCUGAACUGCACUCCAAGGAGCAGAUCCUGGAGCUGCUGGUGCUGGAGCAGUUCCUGACAGUGCUGCCCAAGGAGAUCCAGACUCGGGUGCAGGGACAGCACCCGGGCAGCGGCGAGGAAGCUGUUGCCUUGGUGGAGGACCUGCAGAAGCAGCCAGUGAAAGCCUGGCCACAGGAUGUGUGCUCAGAGGAGCUGGGGCCUGAAGUUGCAGUCCAGAGAUCCCGGCCUAAGAGGCUCCCCCUGGUGGUGGGGGUGCAGAGCCAGCCACCUGUACCCUGGGAGCCGUGCCGCCACACCCAGCUUCCUGCUCACCUUAAAGAGGGAAGCGGCAGAGAGGGGACCAAUGCCCAUGGACCUGUGGCCUUGGGAGACAUCCCUUUCUUUUUCUCCCAAGAAGAAUGGGGCUCCCUGGAUCCAGCUCAGAGAGAUCUUUUCUGGGACAUAAAGCAGGAGAGCUCCAGGAACACUGUUCUAGAUUUGGGGCUCAAAAGCUUGAGUGUGGAGACUGGGCUGGCCGAGGUGGCCAUGGCCCUUCCUGCCCCGGCAGGUGGAGGAGCAGGCGGCCAAGCGGCUGUGUCCUGGAGUCCUGAGGAUGUGGAGACCUGGGAGAGCGAGAACCGGCCCGGCACAGCCCUGGCCAGGCCGCCCCUCUGCAGGCGCCAGUUCCGGGACCUGGCGUCGGAGAAACCGCACAGCUGCGGGCAGUGCGGGAAGCGCUUCCGCUGGGGCUCAGACCUCGUCCGCCACCAGCGCACGCACACCGGUGAGAAGCCGCACAAGUGUCCGGCCUGUGACAAGAGCUUCCGCAGCUCCUCCGACCUGGUGCGCCACCAGGGCGUGCACACAGGCCAGAAGCCCUUCUCCUGCGCCCAGUGCGGCAAGAGCUUCAGCCGCAGCGCCUACCUGGCUGACCACUGGCGCAUCCACACCGGCGAGAAGCCCUUCGGCUGCAGCGACUGCGGCAAGAGCUUUUCGCUGCGCUCCUACCUGCUGGACCACCGGCGGGUGCACACCGGCGAGCGGCCCUUCGGCUGCGCCGAGUGUGACAAGAGCUUCAAACAGCGUGCACACCUCAUCGCCCACCAGAGCCUCCAUGCCAAGACAGCCCAGCCGGUGGGGUGAGCUGCCCUGCCCGUGGACACCGCGCCUUGCUGCGAUUCUGGCCACAGCUGCUCCCCAGGGAGUUUGCCACCUGUCUUUGUCCAUCACCUGGGCACCUGUGGGAGGGACCCCAGUGGGCCCCACCCCCCAUCGGGGCGCAGGAACACAGCCACCCACCUGCGAUGGUGCUUUCCCCUUUCUGCUCACGGUUUCCGGGGGCCUCAGCACUUUCCUGAGGCAGGAGUGAGAGGAGAGAGGCAGGACCCAGAGGUUCCUCCAGGCACCCCUGGCCUCACCUGGCCCAAGGCUUUGUUCCCUGCCCUCCGCCCCUCACCCUGUGCCUGCCAGCGAGGGAGGGCACCGACCGGCCUCGGCCCCCAAGACAGGAGAAUGUGGGUCCCAGGUGCAGCCACGGGGCCUCCCGUCCCCUUCUAGGCCGUGAACAGUCUGUCAUAGCCCAGGAAGCUGCCUGCUCUGAGCCCUGAAAGCCCCCACCUGCCGUCUAGAGGUGGCAGAGGUGGUUGUGGUGACAGGAGGUGGACCGCGGAGGUGUGGCCCAGCCAAAAGAUGCCAGCACUGAGUCAGCACUCGGAGGCUGAGUCCUCACGCAAUGCUUUCUGCCCUGUACCGAGUGCGGAGUUCAGCCCAGUGGGCCUUGAAUAAACGUGGGAAUGUCA
This is a messenger RNA of Dipodomys spectabilis (banner-tailed kangaroo rat), 2285 nucleotides long. RefSeq names its product zinc finger protein 213 (gene Znf213). The record is from RefSeq and is a predicted model, not a curated record. The coding region runs from base 283 to 1629 and encodes 448 amino acids. The transcript has 6 exons. NCBI's taxonomy places the organism in Eukaryota, Metazoa, Chordata, Mammalia, Rodentia, Heteromyidae. Gene Ontology annotation, biological process: regulation of transcription by RNA polymerase II. Gene Ontology annotation, molecular function: DNA-binding transcription factor activity, RNA polymerase II-specific; RNA polymerase II cis-regulatory region sequence-specific DNA binding.